Messenger RNA from Pocillopora damicornis (cauliflower coral), 2743 nucleotides. Its product is annotated as trace amine-associated receptor 9. Gene Ontology annotation, biological process: G protein-coupled receptor signaling pathway. Gene Ontology annotation, molecular function: G protein-coupled receptor activity. The record is from RefSeq and is a predicted model, not a curated record. NCBI's taxonomy places the organism in Eukaryota, Metazoa, Cnidaria, Anthozoa, Scleractinia, Pocilloporidae. Gene Ontology annotation, cellular component: plasma membrane.
UGAUCAUUUCAGGAUGUUGUUUUGCAGAGGACGCAAAGAAAUUUACAAAGAUCCAUAACAUUCGUGCACAGCCAUCUUUCUGCUCAUUAAACCUUUUGUUUGGUGACGUUCCAUUGCCGUUGCCGUCAUGGUUUUCUUAAAAUUCCUAUUAUCCCUCGUUAAGCGCACGAAUGCGUGGGUUCCUGACUUACAUUUGAUAUUUUUCAUUCGUAAAAUUAUAGUUCGUCUUUUUCAGAUCAAGAACGCUCGCAAGCAUCUUCAACUUUAAUAAGUAUUUUGCCACAAGAUUUGGACCACACCGUGGAGAAAAGAGUGCGUUUUUUGAAUUCGUGGCAGAUCUGUCAGAUCCGACACCAAUCUCCACAGAAUUAACACACAAGAUGAGGAGCUAUUAAUGUCUUGUAAAAGACCUAACACAUAGCGUGCCUAUUCACUGGAUAAACUACCAUCAACAGCACUUUUAACGAUUACCAGCUCAGUUCUACACUUUGGGUGGUCGUUGGUUCAUAAAAAUUGUGAGGUGUUGGCCAAAGUUACGCUCACGAUCCAAAUAUCAAAGCGCUACGGAGUGCUCUUUGUUCUCCUAUGGUUCAGUGAAAACGCGAGAAACUGACGUUAAAGUUGUUUGUAACGAAGAUAUCAAUGUGUGGUUUUUCAUGAUCAAACUGUUGCACGAAGAGUAAUUGUGGCCAUAUUUUAAAGCGGUGCAAGAAAAGACUCACAGAAUGGUCGAAGAGAAUGAAACCAUUAUCUUACUUUUAAAUGACAUAUAAGCAACACCGAACCUCGGAUACGAGUAUCUCAACAAGGCGAAAGAAGGUGACUACUGUGAAGUAAACUUACUUGUAUCAUUAGAAAUUGGGUUAAAAACGUCUGACUAAAAUAAUGACGAAUUUGACAGAAGAUGCUGGAAAUUAUAUAACAACACACCGAGAAUUUUUCUGCACAACUGGUCUUGGAGCAGCCUUUAAGAUGUUUUCUUUAACGUUAGCACUUCCUCUAUCCAUAACUGCAAUUUUUGGAAAUGUUUUGAUCAUCCUUGCACUUCGGAAGGUCUCUUCUCUUCAUCCACCGUCAAAAUUUCUGCUCGGCAGCCUUGCGUGCACAGAUUUGGGCGUGGGCCUCAUUUUACAUCCUAUCCGAAGCGGUUUCUUUCUCUCUCCAGACCAUUCAGAAGAUUGUCAUUACUUCUGGAUCCUUUUUAAUAUCACGGGUUUUGUGUUUGGUGGUGUAUCUUUGCUAACAAUGACCGCCAUAAGUGUAGACAGACUUCUUGCCUUGUCGAUGGGGCUAAGAUACAAACAGCUGGUUACUGUGAGGCGGGUGAGAGUUCUUGUCAUCACUUUUUGGAUUUUUUGCACUUUUGGCUCAAUAACAGUAUUACACAGUUUGCGUCUUACUUUGGGAAUCGGCUGCGCAGCAUUUUUACCGUGCACAAUAAUCUCUACUUUCUGUUACAUUAAAAUUUACCGCACACUCCGUUUCUCUCAUGCACAAGUUCCGAGUCAAAGUCACCAAGGACAACAGAAUAGAGAAGGAACUCCACUGAAUAAAGCGCGAUACAAAAAGACAGUGUCCACAGUAUUGUGGGCUCAGAUUUCUUUAUUGGCUUGUUCUCUUCCGUUUGGUUCACUCGUAAGCUUCGCAUCUAUUACUGGAUCAGUGGAUCCGGCGGCGCAGUCAUUUAAAGUAAUUGUGUCUCUAGCGGUAACUUUGAUGUUAUCGAACUCGACUCUGAAUCCAUUCUUGUACUGCUGGAAGAUGACAGAAAUGAGGCAAGCGGUGAAGAACACGAUCAGACAAUUUUGCUGCUGAUCAAGUUAACUUUUCGAUGUCACGUUAAGCGACUGAAGAGUAUCAGUUCUUCCGACAUGAUAACGUAAUGUCUGCGGGGAUAUCAGUCAGUCCGGAUACAUAAUUUUCUGUCAGUUAUCCUGAUAAUAUAAUAUAUAAUAAGUUCUCUUAAAAGACAGAGAUACUAUGGGAGUAAAGUAAGUAUAUUUCAGAGUACAAGUCGCAACCUGCGUUCGAAGCCGAGCCUUCUCGUUUCAGAAUAUGAUAAACUUGGUGUUAGCGACUGGUAUGCAGAUUCAUGGCUGCAUGAAAGUUGAGAAAGUCAGUCACGAGCUUUAUUUACCGAAAGAAAAACAAUUUCAGCGUUCUUUGAUCAUUGAAAUAUGGAAAACACAUAUUCCAUCGGUUUUUUUAAAAUGAAAUAUACCCGGUUAGUAAGUGCGAUAAAAAUUCACAAUUCUUUUGGAAGGUUUUACCCCCUUUAGGGAAACAAUUUCUUAGGUAUAUUGGCUGAAUUUCCAGAGGCAUCCCGGCCAUGUUGCGAUCCAACAGCAUUUUCGCCAAUCUCACAAACAAGAGAGUGAGACAUAGAGGGGAGAACACAUGUUCUGAAAUUUACAAACCGCUGACAAUUGUUUCGAACUUGACUCGAUCAAAAUAACAUAUACAGCAAAUAAUGCAAUAUUUAAUUUCAUUUGAAGGGCACAAAAUAUGCCUUCCCGAGAAAGAUUUUAAAAUAGUAUUCCUGAAAAACUACAAUAUCUUCAAACACAUUCUAAAUAAGUGAAAUGUUGUGAGCCAAAUUAAAAGUCACAAAAUUCACGAGGGAGCUUUUUCGGUUUUUUCUUAUUUCUAAGGAAAAACCUUCGAUCUCAAUAACCGCACCGAGAGACACGGGAUCCAAAAUCAUAAAAAAAAUUUCUCUUCAAUUGAAAAGACUGGGAUCGCA